Vitis riparia (riverbank grape) is the source of this 2171-nucleotide messenger RNA. Its product is annotated as protein decapping 5-like. The transcript is spliced from 7 exons. Gene Ontology annotation, molecular function: mRNA binding. Gene Ontology annotation, cellular component: P-body. NCBI's taxonomy places the organism in Eukaryota, Viridiplantae, Streptophyta, Magnoliopsida, Vitales, Vitaceae. Bases 124 to 1830 code for a protein of 568 amino acids. The record is from RefSeq and is a predicted model, not a curated record. Gene Ontology annotation, biological process: P-body assembly; cytoplasmic stress granule assembly.
AACCGACUCUUUUCCUUCGGAGCUAAUCUUUUGCUUUUUGCCUCGAAGUCACGAGUCACAAUCGAUUAUUACUUUUUUUCCCCCCUGCGUUUUCCCUCAUUUUCCUGCAUUUUCUGGCUCCCAAUGGCUACUGAACCUUCCGCCGAUUCCUACGUAGGCAGCUUCAUCACUUUGAUAUCCAAGUGCGAGAUUCGCUACGAGGGCGUCCUCUAUGUCCUCAACGCCCAAGACUCCACCAUCGGCUUGAAAAACGUAAGGUCUUAUGGGACAGAGGGACGAAAGAAAGAUGGCACACAAAUUCCUCCAAGUGAUAAAGUGUAUGAAUUCAUUCUUUUCCGGGGAAGUGACAUUAAGGAUUUGCAAGUUAAGUCAACACCACCUGCUCAAAAAGAAGAUCAGAUUCAUGAUGAUCCUGCUAUCAUUCAGUCACAUUGCUCUGGCGGGCUUUCAAGUUCUCUGGCAUCAGCUUCAGUUGGUGGUGGAGCUUUGACAGAAUCAAGUGGUUACCAGGAUGCCCCUGCUUUGGUCCAUAGAGCCUAUCCUGGUGCAUUACCUUCAUAUCAAUCUGGCAUGCCGGUGGGUCCAUUGGGCCAACCGCAAACCACUCAAAUUGCUGGUGUGCCAUCUCACGCCAUGUCAAUGUAUUGGCAAGGAUAUAAUGAAACAUCAAUCAAUACCUCUCAUGCUCCACAGCAGCCUUCUCCUCAGGCAACAUCCACAACGUCAUUUCCCUCAGCAUUGCCGAAUGAGUUGCAGGCUCCUGAAAUUCAGGCAUCUCCAUCUGUGAGCUUGACAAAUACAUUGGAAUGCAUUGCUCCUGCACCUUCACUUAUAGCAUCUGAUUCUGCACCCUCACUUAUACCAUCUAAUUCUGUGCCUUCACUUAUCCCGUUGAAUUCUGCGCUUUCAAAAUUUUCAUCUUCUCUUACUCAGGAACAGUUUUCUACUUCUUCUGAUACAAUGUCCUUCUUGUCUGCAAAGGCAACUCUGCCAUCCUACUCUGCACCUGUAAAUUCGAAUAUAAUAAACAUGUCUUCAUUUCCUUCAUCUUAUCAAGACGUUAACACCACUGAAGCUCCAAUUACUGGUAAAAUAGUUUCUGAUCUGGUAUUGGUGCCUCCUAUCCAUCCCCUGCAUCAUUCUGCAUCCACAAUAGGGGGUUCCACCUCUGGCCUCCUUCUGACUCCACCGCCAACUUUAUUAACUCCUGAUCAAUUAGCACAGCCCAUGUCAUCCAUGCUUUCUUCCUCACAGAAAGUAUACCCUGAUCAGAGGGAUAAGGUUGCUCCAACAUCAACAUCUCCUAAUACUUUGAGCACAAUGUCUACUCCAGCACUUCAAGCACCAUUGUUGCCAUUGCCAGCCUCUGCUCAACAGUCUCAGAAGUCUGCUGUGCAGUUCACUGAAGAAUUCGAUUUUAUAGCGAUGAAUGAAAGGUUUAAAAAGGAUGAAGUUUGGGGUUAUCUUGGAAAGGCAAAGCAAAGGGAUGAAAAGGAAGGGAUGGAGGACAAUGCACUUGGUCAAGGCUUGGGUGACAGAGAGGGUUAUGGACAAGUACCCAAAUCGGAUGCUAAACCCGCUUAUAAUAAGGAUGAGUUCUUUGACACAAUUUCUUGUAAUUCUCAUGCCCGCGGGACUAGGAAUGGACAGAACAGGUUCUCUGCGCGAAUGAAGAUGGAUACUGAGACUUUUGGCAAUUUUCAGCAGAGACCUCAUCUAGGUUAUGGUGGCUACAGAGCUGGGCGUGGUGAGAACUACCGUGGCUCAUAUAACCGGGGAAGAGGAUUUGCCUAUGGUGGGAGAGGGGGUGGUUGGGACAUGCCCAUGUGAUGCCAUUUGGAUUUCAAAAUUUUCCGGAAGGUACAUGGUUGUGAGUGUCCAUCAGAUAUCUUCCCUCCAGUUUUGAUUCCUUCUCUGUCAACUCUACUGUUAGAUUUUUGAAGAAUGAACCACAAAUCCUCAAAUUAAGUGAUUUGGAAUAUCUUAUCUUGGGGCUUUCAUUUUGUGGAGUAGAAACAUGGAAAUAGGAAGUUAUGGCAGGUUCAUGUUUUUUUUAUUAUAUGAGCUGGCCUUUGUCAUUUACUGUUUUAAUCAAUCGUUUUCCAGGAACAAACCAUUGGGAUUAGUUUUAAAACCCUUUUCCCCCAAGGAGAACUCACAUCUAGCAGUGU